Mauremys reevesii (Reeves's turtle) is the source of this 2304-nucleotide messenger RNA. RefSeq names its product arylsulfatase D-like. NCBI's taxonomy places the organism in Eukaryota, Metazoa, Chordata, Testudines, Geoemydidae. Gene Ontology annotation, molecular function: arylsulfatase activity. The record is from RefSeq and is a predicted model, not a curated record.
UUUCCUCUCGGUCUACUUGUCUAUUUGUCUUUUCUUAGGGUACCAGCUUCUCAGAGCAUGGAUCAUGCCAUCUUCUCUGUUUAGAAGGCAACUAGAACACUGUGGGCAUUUCUGGAAAAUCCUGAAAUCCCAACCUCUGUGUCAUGUGGAAAUCAUGUGGCACCUGACAGGCUACUGGACCUCUCUGACCAUCCUGCUAGUUUUAUGUCUGUUCCUAAGGCCACCUGGAUCACAUGCUUCAGUCAGUUACAAGCCCAACAUUGUACUGAUACUGGCCGAUGAUCUUGGUAUUGGAGAUGUAGGCUGCUAUGGAAAUGAUACUAUAAGGACUCCUAAUAUUGACUGUCUGGCAAAGGAAGGAGUGAAACUUACUCAGCACAUUGCUGCAGCUCCACUGUGCACCCCAAGCAGAGCAGCUUUCCUGACUGGCAGAUACCCCAUCAGAUCAGGUAUGGAUGCCACUAAUGACUAUCGUGUUAUUCAGUGGGCUGGGGCCUCAGGAGGGCUCCCUCCAAAUGAAACCACUUUUGCCAAGAUACUACAGCAGCAAGGCUACAUCACAGGACUAAUAGGGAAGUGGCAUCAAGGUGUGAACUGUGAAUCCCGCAACGACUACUGUCAUCACCCUUUAAACCAUGGGUUUGAUUAUUUUUAUGGCAUGCCGUUUAGUCUAAUGAAUGACUGUCAAAUAACACAACCUCCAGAGAAGGACAGAGUCUUGAGAACCAAACUCUGGCUUUAUUCUCAGACAAUUGGCCUUGCUGUACUCACACUUGCAAUAGCAAGACUUACUGGCUUGGUCUCAGUCACCUGGAAAAUAAUCACCUGCUUUGCUUGGGUUGGUUUUUUGUUCUUUGCAUCCUGGUUCUCGAGUUAUGGAUUCAUAAGAUAUUGGGACUGCAUUAUGAUGAGAAACCAUGAAAUUACUGAACAGCCAAUGGUGGUAGAAAGAACUACAUCCCUUAUACUGAGAGAGGCCAUUUCUUUUAUUGAAAGAAACAAGCAUGGGCCGUUCCUCCUCUUUGUUUCCUUUCUACAUGUCCACACACCCCUCAUCACCACGGAGUUGUUUCUUGGGAAGAGCAGGUAUGGCUUAUAUGGAGAUAAUGUAGAGGAGAUGGACUGGAUGGUGGGCAGGGUCCUGGAUGCUAUUGAUAAGAAAGGUUUGAAAAAUACCACACUCACGUACUUUUCCUCUGACCAUGGUGGGUUCUUGGAAGCUCAAGGAGGAAAAGGCCAAUUAGGUGGCUGGAAUGGAAUAUACAAAGGUGGAAAAGGUAUGGGAGGCUGGGAAGGAGGAAUCCGUGUGCCAGGGAUAUUUAGAUGGCCGGGAGUGUUACCUGCAGACACAGUUAUUGAUGAACCUACAAGUCUUAUGGACAUUUACCCUACGGUGGCUUACCUGGCUGGAGGGAUAGUGCCUCAGGACAGAGUGAUUGAUGGCCGGAACCUGAUGCCUUUACUGCAGGGGUCCAUUCAGCACUCAGAGCAUGAGUUCCUGUUUCACUACUGUGGCAUGUAUUUACAUUCAGUACGGUGGCACCAAAAGGACAGUGGUGCACUGUGGAAGGCUCAUUAUGUGACUCCAAUAUUCCAGCCAGAGAGUGCUGGAGCGUGUUAUGGAAGAGGAAUUUGCCCAUGUUUUGGGGAAGGUGUAACCCAUCAUGACCCUCCUUUACUCUUUGAUCUCUCCAGAGACCCGUCUGAGGCCAAACCUCUAUCACCUGCCACUGAGCCCCUGUUUGACACAGUAAUAAGCAGAAUAGCAAGAGCUGUUCAGGAGCAUCGCCAGACGCUGACUCCAGUCCCACAACAGCUCUCAUUGUACAACAUUAUGUGGAAGCCCUGGCUGCAGCCGUGCUGUGGGACAUUCCCGUUUUGCUGGUGUGAUAAAGAAGGAUUACACAGUUGGCUAGCUGUAUGAAAAAUAGGGUUUAGUGAAGGCCAUUUCAUGAAACAAGAUUUCAGUCUACAUGGACCAAAUUAAUAUGUUCCAGUAUGGCAAGUCUUAGGAGUAUCUAUCCACUGCUGAAGAUAUAGCUCAGAUACAUUGCAGUGUGCCAAAAUUAAAGAUGCUGUAUAAACCAUAACUUUGAAUCUCUUGAAAUUUGUGGAUAUAAUUUCACUAGCUCAGCAUCAUUUUUAUACUGAAUUUCUAUGCAAGGAUGUAUUACCAACUUUCUAGCAAAGGGCUGCCUGCAAUGUUUCAGCACAGUUGGUCAUAUAUAAGACACAUCUUGUGUAAAAUACUUCCAAAAUAAUUUCCUUUGAUACUCCAUGGAAGAAGAAUCCCUUAGUCCUUCC